Molecule: messenger RNA, 2424 nt
Organism: Argentina anserina (silverweed cinquefoil)
Lineage: Eukaryota; Viridiplantae; Streptophyta; Magnoliopsida; Rosales; Rosaceae
Product: ABC transporter B family member 26, chloroplastic-like
Exons: 19
Coding region: 25-2058 (677 amino acids)
Biological process (GO): oligopeptide export from mitochondrion
Cellular component (GO): mitochondrial inner membrane; chloroplast envelope
Molecular function (GO): ABC-type oligopeptide transporter activity; ATP binding; ATP hydrolysis activity
Source: RefSeq, a predicted model, not a curated record
ACCCCCGGUAGCUCCUCCACUCUGAUGGAACUCCUCCACUCCAGUCUAUGCUCUCUGAGCUCCAAUCACUUGCCAACUCUAUCCACAAAAUCUAAUCCCCGAAUUCCAAUCCACGUCAGCACCACUGUCGCAUCAGAACGACGCCGCUUUGGCAUCCGGCAAAACGCGCAGCGCCGGUUCCUCAGUUCGCCGGAAACCGACAUUAUUGCUACUCCGGCGAAGGCAGCGGCGACAAAUUGGUGGAGCCUAACCGAGGGCGACGGCGAUGAAGAGGAGGAAGAGAAAAUUAGCACUGCGGCGAAGGAGCAAGUCACGCUUCUGCGUGCUCUUGAUCGAAUGUGGAAUUUGAUCGAGACUGAUAGAUGGAUUGUGUUCGUUGCUUUCGGUUCACUGAUUAUCGCUGCGCUUUCCGAGAUAUCAAUACCGCGGAUAUUGACGGAGUCUGUGUUUUGUGCUCAAAAUGGGGAUGCCACGGUGUUCUUCAGGAACUCUAAGCAUCUAGCAUUGUUGUGUGUCACUUCAGGGAUAUGCAGUGGCCUGCGAAGUGGUUGUUUUGGUAUUGCCAACAUUUUACUGGUUAAGCGCCUCAGGGAAACCCUGUACUCGGUUGUUAUUGUCCAGGACAUAUCCUUUUUCGACAGAGAAUCAGUUGGUGAUUUGACAAGCAGACUAGGGUCAGAUUGUCAACGAUUAUCACUUGUCAUUGCAAAUGAUAUUAACUUGAUAUUACGUAAUGGGCUUCAGGGAACUGGUGCACUGAUCAAUCUGCUUAUAUUAUCUUGGCCUCUUGCAUUGUCAGCACUGGUUAUAUGUAGUGUAUUAUCUGUAUAUUUUCUUCUAUAUAGCAAGUACCGAAAGAAAGCUUCAAAAUUAACUCAAGACUUCACUGCUGGGGCUAAUGAAGUUGCACAAGAAACACUUUCAAUGAUGAGAACAGUCCGAGUUUCUGGAACAGAAAGAAAAGAAAUCGGAAGGUUCAAGGGAUGGUUAGACAAGGUAGCGUUUAUAAACAUUCGAGAGAGUAUGGCUCAUGGGUUCUGGGGUAUGAGCUUUAUUUCUCUGUAUCGAUCAAUGCAGAUUAUUGCCGUGGUGUUGGGAGGCAUUUCUAUUAUGAGUGGCCGUGUAUCACCUGAGCAACUAACGAAGUAUGUACUGUACUGUGAGUGGUUAAUUUAUGCAACCUGGAGAGUCACAGACAAUUUAUCAUCAUUAGUCCAGUCUGUUGGAGCAAGUGAAAAGGUUCUUCAGUUGAUGGACUUGUUGCCCAGUGAUCAAUUCGUAUCGACAGGUGUCAAGUUGCAGAAGGUAAUUGGACAUAUCCAAUUCGUUAACGUUUCUUUUCACUAUCCUUCCAGGGAAAAAAUCCCCAUUCUAGAGGACAUAAGUAUUUCCAUACAAUCAAAUAAAGUGGUUGCAAUUGUUGGUCUGAGUGGAAGUGGAAAAAGCACAUUAGUCAAUCUCUUGCUUCGUCUUUAUGAACCAACAAAUGGUCAGAUCAAUAUCGAUGGUUUUCCUAUCUCAGAGUUGGAUAUCAGGUGGCUGAGAGGGAAAAUUGGAUUUGUGGCACAGGAACCAAAUCUCUUUCACAUGAGCAUCAAGUCAAACAUUCAAUAUGGUUGCUGCGAAGACAUUGAAUUAGAAGAUAUUAAAUCAGCUGCAAAGCAAGCUUAUGCCCAUAAAUUCAUCUCAUCUCUUCCUGAUGGGUAUGAAACCGUAGUCGAUGAUAACUUGCUCAGCGGUGGACAAAAGCAGCGGAUUGCCCUAGCAAGGGCCAUUCUUAGAAAACCAGCUAUAUUGAUCCUUGAUGAAGCUACCAGUGCCUUAGAUUUUGAAGCCGAACAUCACAUUAAGGGGGUUCUUCAUGCAAUGAGGAAUGACGUUAAAGCAAGAAGAACCAUCAUCGUGAUUGCACACAGACUUUCAACCAUAGAAGCUGCUGAUAGAAUCAUUGUAAUGGACAGAGGCCGAGUUACUGAGAUUGGUGUGCAUGACGAGCUCUUGAAGAAGGAUGGGAUGUAUGCAAAUUUGAUACGAGCUCAAUCAGAUGCUUUGGCUUGAUUGGAGUGAUAAAAUAAUUGUUAGAGGUGAAGUAGACUUGCUCAAUGGCUUCACCACCGUAAAGUGUUGCUUGAGGGCUGUGGUGGAGAAAUGUGAGGGGUGUGGAACCCAUUCAUGAGGAAGUCCCGUUGGUUUUUCUUCAUGCUUCUCUUUCGCCAUAAUUUCUUCCAUGUUCUCCUCUUUACCAUUGUCGUUGCUCUGGAUUUCCUUGGCCAACUUGGUGUCCCAGGAGCACUUCUCCUUUUCAUUGUUGGCAUUCAUAUAGUGUUCUUUGCCAAAGUUUAUGUACACCAAAAUAUGCAUACUCAUGCCUCCAAGGGCUGCUAGGCUGCUCCACGUGCCACCAUUUGCACACUGUGAUUGCUA